AUGAAUCUGGCAAAUUAUUCUUACUUCUCUGGCAUGUGUAACAUGACCGCUGAGACGCAGCACUCGCCUGCCGAGGCAAGUCCUGUUGUCAUGUCUCCAAACGUGAGCCUGGACUCGCCGCUGCAGGCUCCGCCGCCUCUGAUGCUGCAGGCCCGGUCAAAGGACAAUGUUUUGAUCAAGUCUGAGCCCCGGGGGAGUAGUCCCAACACGGAGGAUGGAGCCGCUCUGGGGCAGACUGAGGAUCACCUGCCCACCGGGAGCCGCCGGAGGAAGAGGCCCGUCCAGAGGGGGAAACCCCCCUACAGCUACAUCGCUCUCAUCGCCAUGGCCAUUGCCAACUCCCCCGAGAGAAAGCUCACCCUGGGGGGCAUUUAUAAGUUCAUCAUGGAGCGUUUUCCUUUUUACAGGGAGAACUCGAAGAAGUGGCAAAACUCCAUCCGCCACAACCUCACCCUCAACGACUGUUUUGUGAAGAUCCCCCGGGAGCCCGGCAGACCAGGUAAAGGCAACUACUGGACUUUAGACCCCGCCGCUGAGGACAUGUUUGACAACGGGAGCUUUCUGAGGAGGAGGAAAAGAUUCAAGCGCACAGAUGUGAGCACCUACCCCGGCUACAUGCAGAGCUCCAGUGCGUUCACCCCAACCCCAAUGGGCAGGCCCUCGUACCCUAACACCCUGUACGCUGGGAUAGGGUCAGGUUAUGGCUCUCAGCUGACUGCCACAUCCCCGCAUCCGGCCAUGCUGCAUCACUACCAGACCUCCGCCGGGGUCGGCCAAGGACAGCCACGCAUGUUCAGCAUCGACAACAUCAUCAGCCAGCAGACGCAGGGAGACCUCAACUCCCAAGCGCUGGGGCUGGGUCUGGGGGGAGGUGACCUGGGCAACAUGACCUCCAGCUGCUCGGUCACCGGCACCGACCCGUCUGGGUGCUUCCAAACCCAGACUGUCAACCCUUCAGCGAACAUGCUGAGCAGAAACAGCGGGAACCUCUCAUCCAACCUGGCCGCCGGGUACCCGUACUCCUCCUCGGCCUCUCCUCCAAACCUGCCCACCAUGACCCAGUCCGGGUUCUCUCCAGGGAACUCUCAGGUGUACUGCUCCGGCAACCGGCUGUCCCUGCCGGCCCUGCGCCCGGGCUCCUGCGCCGAGCACACGGAGCAGCUGCUGGGACUCUCCAACCCCAUGAACUCCUACAACAACACCUACAUGAGACAAGCCAACUUUGCGUCAGGAUUAGAGCGGUAUAUGUGA
Molecule: messenger RNA, 1251 nt
Organism: Cottoperca gobio
Lineage: Eukaryota; Metazoa; Chordata; Actinopteri; Perciformes; Bovichtidae
Gene: foxe3
Product: forkhead box E3
Exons: 1
Coding region: 1-1251 (416 amino acids)
Biological process (GO): anatomical structure morphogenesis; regulation of transcription by RNA polymerase II; cell differentiation
Molecular function (GO): DNA-binding transcription factor activity, RNA polymerase II-specific; RNA polymerase II cis-regulatory region sequence-specific DNA binding
Source: RefSeq, a predicted model, not a curated record